This is a messenger RNA of Camellia sinensis, 1062 nucleotides long. Lineage: Eukaryota; Viridiplantae; Streptophyta; Magnoliopsida; Ericales; Theaceae. The record is from RefSeq and is a predicted model, not a curated record.
AUACCAUAUAUGAGAAUGACGCUCUCCUCCACUGCCCCUACUCACUACUCUCUCCCUUUCUCUUCCCUCACUCUUCUCUCUCCUCCUCAUCAUCUUCCAAAAACUCUCUCCAAUUCUCUUCAAUCCGCACAAACUCAUACAUUUCACAUCACAAAAAUGGAAUCAAUUCACAGAUUCAGACUCUAUUUUCUCUCUCUUCUCAUCGUCUCAACAUCAACAAAUCUCUCACAAGCAUUCGCAAAUUCAUGGGUUGGUUCAAAGUACCAAAUCGAAUGCACAAUGUGCUCCGCCUGCGACAACCCAUGCAACACUCCACUCCUCCCCCCUCCGCCGCCGCCAUCCCCUCCUCCCCCGCGGUCUCCAUCUCCUCCGCCGCCGCCGCACUCAUCUCCCUCCUCCAUUUGUCCCCCGCCGCCGUCCCCUCCCAGCUCCGGCACCUUCUACUACUCUCCGCCGCCUCCCUCUCAGCCCACCACCUAUUCCUACCCUCCACCGCAGCCAUCUAGCGGUGGCGGUGGUAUGGGCGGCUUGUACCCACCUCCGCCGUACCGGAACUUCCCGACGCCGCCACCGCCGAACCCAAUUGUGCCUUACUUUCCGUUUUACUAUCAUAGCCCUCCACCACCUGGGUCUAGCUCUGUACAAUUAACCACUUGCUCUGUUUUCUACACCAUUGCUCUGUUUUUUAGCUUGCUCUGUUUGUUUUGAAGGAAAAUAUAAUUUGAAGGAAAAGAAAAAUUAGAUCAGAAUAAUGGCAGAUUUUGCAGAUCUAUGAGAUCACAGGAGAGAUAGAGAGAAAGAGAAUAAUCACUGAGCAAAAGUUGAAGAGAAACAGAGAAGAUCAAGCAUCAACUGAAGAAGAGCAAGGAAAAGGAGCUUUCAUUGUUUGCUCAAAGCAAGAAAAAGUAAUCUCUCUCCUCUCAGAUCUGCGGACUAAUCUGUAAUUUGUUAACAUUUUAUGUGUGUUUUUUUUUUUAAGUUGGUAUUUUUUUUGUAAUGAAAUUGUAAUUGAAUUAGUUUGGCAUGUUUGAAAAAAGUCAAAAAGUUAAAAAGUUACUAUCA